AUGUUGCCCAAGACACACCAAGAUCCUGCUAGUCUACGCGGGCCAGCAGACGACCCUGUUUCAGCGGGAAAUGACGAUGGGCCAAUCUCUGGCUUCUGCUCUCCAACAAGGCUUCUGAAUGGACUGCCGAGACUUUACGGUGCGGAUCCUGGAGGGUCGCCAUCUGAUGACAUUGGCUGA
This is a messenger RNA of Fusarium venenatum, 180 nucleotides long. The record is from RefSeq and is a predicted model, not a curated record. NCBI's taxonomy places the organism in Eukaryota, Fungi, Ascomycota, Sordariomycetes, Hypocreales, Nectriaceae.